Molecule: messenger RNA, 1694 nt
Organism: Drosophila eugracilis
Lineage: Eukaryota; Metazoa; Arthropoda; Insecta; Diptera; Drosophilidae
Product: P3 protein
Exons: 2
Coding region: 87-1439 (450 amino acids)
Cellular component (GO): membrane
Source: RefSeq, a predicted model, not a curated record
GUGUGAUUUCAUGCUCAUUCCAUUUGGAGCACUUGUUGCGUGCGAGAAGAUUCCGGCUGGCAAAUUACAUCAUUUUAAAGUCGGAGAUGAAAAUGUCACCGCAUGGAUGUCUUAGUUUCGGAUGGGGUUUCCUAAUCAUCGCCCUCGGACUGGGCUUUACACCCACUCUCGGCUGGAUGGCGCACUUUCGUCCAUCUGCGUUAAAAUUACAUAUGGAUCGCGGUGAUCGAGUCAAGCUUACCCUAGAAAAUCUGGCACCUUCGACAUUGCAGCAGCCGGCACGGUAUCAAUUCCGCAUGGAAAGUGCAAAUACCGAUUUGGCCAGUGUUCCGGGAGAGAAUUCCACAAUACCUCUUGACGUCUUCAACACGGAAACACGCGAUUGGACAGGUGACAUACUGGUGAAUGCCCAUUUCUUGGGCCAGACAAAGAUCCAAGUUAGGCUGUAUGAUAACCAACUGAACACCAGUGAAUUGCCCACCCAUUGGAGCAAUGACAGCACGCUGGACGUGAAGAUCCAGCGCCCGAAUCGUGUUUUGGAUCAUGUCUUUUUGGGCUCCAUUAUACUGCUGAUGUCGCUGCUGUACAUCAACUUUGGAGCCGCUUUGAAUCUGGAAGUGCUGAGGGGACUGAUCGUCCGGCCAACUGGGCCGUGUAUUGGAUUUAUUAUGCAGGUGGUGGGCAUGCCUCUGUUGAGCUAUGCCCUGGGCGUAUUCAUAUUUCCCCAAGCACCGGCAAUGCAGCUGGGACUCUUCUUCACCGGCAUCUCGCCCAGCGGCGGAGCAUCAAACACCUGGACCGCUGUGCUGGGUGGAAAUAUACAUCUGUCUGUGCUUAUGACCACCGUUUGUAAUGUGGCCGCCUUCGCCACCAUGCCCCUGUGGGUGCUCACACUUGGCCAGCUGAUCUUCGAGCGGGCGGGCAUCCAAGUGCCCUACCGGAAGAUUGCCACUUACUGCGGCAGCCUGAUUUUUCCACUUUUAGUAGGUCUGCUGGUCCAGAAACGACUGCCACGGAUUGCCAAGGUUUUGGUUCGCCUGCUCAAGCCCAUCUCCGCCUGCCUUAUCCUGUUCAUCGUUAUCUUCGCCAUCAUUACGAACUUCUAUCUAUUCUAUUUGUUUUCGUGGCAGAUCGUUGUAGCUGGCAUAGCUCUGCCAAGCCUGGGCUACAUCUUUGCCUGGCUGGCGGCCAAGUUGCUUCAUCAAAAUGCAGCCGAUGCCCUGACCAUUGCCAUUGAGACAGGUAUCCAGAAUACAGGCAUAGCCAUCUUCCUGCUAACAACCACACUGGAAUCGCCGGAGGCGGAUCUAACCACAGUGGUGCCGGUUUCAGUGGCCGUGAUGACACCGUUCCCAUUGCUGGGGAUCUAUCUUUACAAACGAUGCUGUGCACCUAAAACACAUGAGGCCAACGCUUCCGAAUCGGAGCGAAUUGUAUAAAUUUUGAAAUGCUGACUUCGCAUUCAUAUUUUGAUAGCUGUUGCAAUAUUUGUUAUAAUAGUUUUUGUACAUAUUGGUAUUUUUUAUACAUUAUACAUUCUAGUAUUAGUAGACAAGGCUAAGAUUCAGUCGCACAAUAUUUGGGGACCAACGAAUCUGAUAAAUCUCAUGCGUAUUAUACUCUACAUUUUUCCACACCCAAGUGCUUUGAAUUUACACUUUUAAAUUAAAGUGAUAUAACUUUAUCAAACGAAA